AUGAAUUUGGCCUUCUCUCAACAGCUUCUUCCGUUUGCUCAAUCAUUUAAACGUUUAACAAAAUUAGAAUUAAAAUGUCGUCAAGACAUAAUUAUUUAUCCUGGUACGAGAUUAAUUCACGAUGAAUUUAUUCGUCAUAUUUUUCAGCGAGAUUGUUCAGUGGAAGAAUUUUCGAUCGUUCCCAUUUCUCAGCUAUGUAAUGAUACGAUUGCACUAUUUUCAGCGUGUACUUUAACAAAAUUAGAAGUUCAUUUGACAGCUGGUCGUGAUCUGUUUAUUUUGUUUAGUUAUCUACCACAAAUACAAAUUUUCAAAUGUAGAAUGAGCUAUUUUAUCACAAAAGAAGAUAUGCUAACAUUAACUGUAGACAUACCCUAUCUAAAAGAAUUUGGCUUAGAAAAUACGCAUUAUACCACAGAAUUUACAGCAAUCGCUUCAUUUCUCAGACAACGUUCAUCGCUAGAAAGGUUAUCAUUGUAUAUAAAGUUGCAUCGUGAAUCACAAUGUAUAGAUGGUAAUCGUUUACAUCAAGAACUCCUACAAGACUUAGUUCAUCUCAAAUUAUUCCAGUUUAAUUUUAUCAUUGACCAUUAUCGUCAUGAUCAAUUGUUUAAUAUGACUGAUGUUAUUUCAACAUUUCAGACUGACUUUUGGAUGAAAGAACAUGACUGGAAAGUAAGCAUUUGUCUUAGAACAGAAAAGGUAAAAUCAGGGACCUGACGCACCGCCCGCCAAAUUCAGGUCUCUGGGUUAAAUUGAAAAGACCUAAGUCUAUACUUCAUCCAGUUUUAUACUUUCCAUCUGAAACGUUUGCAUUAUAUAAUACACGAAAUUCUCUUUGAAAUGAGAAGUGCCACAACUCCCUCUCUUUCUACGAGUUUUGCUCGCGAAGUUAUGAACAUUAUGACAUAAAAUAUUCAGGUCAAACACAUUUGAUCGAAUCCAGGACAAUCCAGUGUCAUGUAUGACACAGGAAAUCGUCUAAAACUAUGUCGAAUGUUCAACAAUUUCCAGUAAUAUGAGAAUGGAUUCAAUGAAAUCCGUUGAGUUCCUGUGACAGACUCAACAGGCUCCAAUCUUUAGACUGAUUGAUCUGAGUAACGUUCAAAUGUUAUUCAUAUUUCGUGAUAGUGACAAUGGUUGUUUUAUGAAACAUUGUGUUAAACUCAUAAAUACAAUGCAUUUAUUUUUGCUGUGUCAGAAGAAUCAUCUAAUAUUUCCACACAGCAGUACAAAAAUUCGAUUACUAGAUGAGCCAGCACUGCCGCUGCUUCGAAUCAACCGGCAGUAACAAGAUAGACCAGUUUCUACUAAUUUUUUUUGUCUCAUCACACUUGGACAGUUUUUACUAACCAGAAUGAUCCUCAAGACCCACAAAGGCUAGUUCUUCUUGAUCCAGUUACUAGAAAGGACCACGCCGGAUAAGCAACGAAAUCUGCCACUCUUCCUACACGAAAACGACUCAUAUAUUCCAAUAGAUUACAUGACG
Messenger RNA from Didymodactylos carnosus, 1489 nucleotides. Lineage: Eukaryota; Metazoa; Rotifera; Eurotatoria; Philodinida; Philodinidae. The record is from the annotation of a GenBank genome assembly.